AUGGUCGUCAACAACCCCAACAAUUGGCACUGGGUGGACAAGAACUGCCUCGUGUGGUCCAAGAAGUACUUUGACGAGAAAUUGACUCACUUGUCGGUUGAAGAUGACGGCGAUCAAUGCAGCGCUGAGAUCCAAGAUGUGUCCUCGGUUGAAGGUGACGUUGACGUUUCGCAAAGAAAAGGUAAGGUCAUUUCGCUUUUUGAUCUCCGCUUGGUGUUGACCUUCCGUGGCACUACUGCAAAGGACAAGGAGGUGUCUGGGUCCAUUACCGUGCCGGAAUUGGCAUACGAUACCGAUGAAGACGACUUGAUUUUCGACGUUACCGUGUACAAUGAGUCGCCGGACAACUCCGGCAUCAGGACAUUGAUCAAGCAAAAGAUGAUCCCUAAAUUGCGUCAACUCUUGGUUCAGUUUGGUCCAGACUUGAUCGAGACCAACAGCAGGGACAUCCAGCUUGAAAAGGACAAGGUCACUUCGACAUAUACCAAGGCCAACCAGGAAGAGAAGAGCAGAUCUGGUGAUACCAAACCAGUGGAGACCAAACCAGUGGAGACCAAACCAGUGGAGACCAGACCAAAGCAAGAUGCUGGAGUAGAGCCCAAAAAGAGCAACCUGCAAAAAAAAGCCGAGCAGCCAACUUCUAGCCACGCGCCAAAGUACAAUACCACCACGUUGCACAUGGAACCAGCAUUCAACACCUCGGCAGACCAAAUUUACAUGACUCUAUUGGACGAAGCAAGGAUAGCCGCGUGGUCAAGAUCGUAUCCUAUAAUCGAAAAGUUCCCACCAAAAGAGGGCUCGAGUUUCAAAUUUUUCGGUGGUGCAGUGCAGGGAAAGUUUCUAAAACUUGUGCCAAACGAGCAAAUUUUACAGUUGUGGAGGCUAGACGAUUGGAAAGCGGGUCAUUACGCCGAGUUGGACAUGAAGUUGGUUCAAAGCAGCGGUGAAACCAAGUUGAUUGUUAAAUUCACCGGUAUACCCAUUGGAGAAGAAGAUAGAGUCAGAGACAGAUUUGAAGAGAUGUACAUUAGAUCGAUCAAGAUUACCUUUGGCUUUGGUGCUGUCUUGUAA
Molecule: messenger RNA, 1071 nt
Organism: Lodderomyces beijingensis
Lineage: Eukaryota; Fungi; Ascomycota; Pichiomycetes; Serinales; Debaryomycetaceae
Source: the annotation of a GenBank genome assembly